This is a messenger RNA of Brassica oleracea var. oleracea, 1627 nucleotides long. Its product is annotated as probable serine/threonine-protein kinase Cx32, chloroplastic. Bases 218 to 1486 code for a protein of 422 amino acids. The transcript is spliced from 6 exons. Gene Ontology annotation, molecular function: ATP binding; protein kinase activity. Lineage: Eukaryota; Viridiplantae; Streptophyta; Magnoliopsida; Brassicales; Brassicaceae. Gene Ontology annotation, biological process: protein phosphorylation. The record is from RefSeq and is a predicted model, not a curated record.
CCUCAGACUCCUCUCCUUGAAUAAUUGAGUUAUCCCUUCCACAAUCUGCAGAAGAACUCAAUCCUAAUAUAUAUAUCCCCUACAAACCCCACAUAGUUCCUCCCUCUUUUUUGGUUUUCUUCUCAUAAAUGAAAACUCUCAAGUAGGUACUUGAUCAUCCACUAGCUCUUGUCUGAACUGGUAAAAAAGAAAGAAGAAGAAGAAGACAACUAUUGAAAUGGGUCAUUGCAUUUCAUCCCUUUCAUCUUCCUCCUCUUCCAAAACAGGUCUCCAUAGUCAUGCCUCUACGAACAACCACAGUAAUGGAACAGAGUUCUCAUCGUCAACGACCACCACCCUUGCUACGACAAACAGCAGCGUCGGGCUGAGAAGCCAAUUCUCCGAGGCGGCUAGCGAAUAUUCCGGCGGGAUUAUUGGUGAUUCUGGUCUAAUAUUGGAAUCACCAGCUCUCAGAGUCUACAGCUUCCAGGAUCUAACGACGGCGACCAGGAACUUCAGAUCAGAUUCUAUGUUGGGUCAAGGAGGUUUUGGUAAAGUUUACAGAGGUUGGAUCGACACCAAGACUCUUGCUCCUUCUAAAGCCGGUUCCGGUAUGAUCGCCGCCGUCAAAAGAUUGAACUCCGAGAGUGUUCAAGGAUUUGCAGAGUGGCGAUCGGAAGUUAACUUCUUGGGGAUGCUUUCACACCCAAAUCUGGUGAAGUUAUUAGGAUACUGUCGUGAAGACAAGGAGCUUCUGCUUGUCUACGAGUUCAUGCCCAAAGGAAGCCUUGAGAGUCAUCUUUUUCGACGAAACGAGCCAUUUCCUUGGGACCUAAGGAUCAAGAUUGUGCUCAGUGCAGCUCGCGGCCUUGCAUUUCUACACGGCUUACAAAGAGAAGUCAUAUAUAGAGACUUCAAAGCCUCCAAUAUACUACUCGACUCGAAUUUUGAUGCAAAGCUUUCAGAUUUCGGUUUAGCAAAGUUAGGGCCAUCGCAAGAGAAGUCACACGUUACGACUAGGAUCAUGGGCACGUUUGGUUACGCUGCUCCUGAAUACAUGGCAACAGGCCAUUUAUACGUUAAGAGUGAUGUAUAUGCCUUCGGUGUAGUACUACUAGAAGUAAUGACCGGAGAAAGGGCAUACAACCCAAGACGUCCCAAGGGACAAGAAAAUCUAGUCGAAUGGUUAAGACCAGAACUCUUAAGAAAACACAGAGUGAAACAUAUAAUGGACCAAGGAAUCAAAGGUCAAUACUCAUCCAAAGUCGUAGCAGAAAUGGGACGCAUCACACUCUCUUGUGUGUCGCCAGACCCGAAAAACCGACCACACAUGAAGGAAGUAGUGGAUGUACUCGAACGUAUCCAAUGCAUUAACGUAGUCACAGAUCGUUCUUCGACUAAACCGACUGUUGCUAGCUCUUCUCGUUCCUCACCACAUCACUAUCAGUAUGGCUAUAGAGCUGGCGCAGCGGGGGCUGAACGGAGGAAGCCGGCGGCUAGAACUUGAUGUUAUUUUUUCAACGAUAUAUAUUUUAGAGUCCUAUCGGUUAUAUUUCAUUUAAAAAUGGGAGUAUUUAUGAUUUGUUCUGCAACCAUAUUCUUGAAGUGCUUUGUGUAGAAUAUAGUAUUCUUGUGUUUUUUUGUGUGA